CCCGACAUCAUCAUCCACAAUUCCUCUCCUCGAAGGAAAUCCACAUUUAGCCGUGGGAUCUCCAAUCCAAAUAAACAGACGAGAUUUUGAACUCAUGAAGUGAACACAAAAUCCAAUCCCGGCACCUUCCUUCUCGCAGUCACACAUUUCGCAUUCAAGUUGUUCGUAGGUUGGUGUACAGAUUUGCUAUUUUAGGAGCGCCGUGUAUCUAACAUAACGGUUUAUUCUUUAUUUCCGGAUCAGUUCUCCGUAUAAUUAAGUCUUCUUUUUUUGUAUGCGACAAUAUAAAGGGAUUGAACAUACUCUAGCUUUCUUCUCAGACAUCUGCAUUUCUUUCAUUUCAUUAAUUCCCUCCACUUUUGUAUUUAUUCAUUUAUUUCUUGUCAGCUUAAUGAGACCAAAAUUCAUUUUAAAGGAGAGGACACACUUUUAGAACGACAUAAAUUUCCGAAUCAAUCAUUCCGAAAGGGUAAAGUAAUGGAGGUUUUAAGCGAGAUUUGGUCCAAAUAGUGAUCCUGGAUAGGAAGAAGGUGCCGUAAAUCAUCAUCGAUACUUCGUCUCAUAAACAACUUGUUCAUAAGAAUCCUGUCCAUCCAAGAGAUGUAUCCACCACUGGGAAAAGGUCAUCAAGUUUUUGGGAAGGACUUUUGCUCCGGAUUUGUGGAUAAGGAUGGCAAUUGGAACAAUGGGUUUUACUGCCCUCCGAUAUCUCCGGACACGUCGACGGCCAUAUUUUGCUGUGGGGACGCUGUCUUCAAGUACUGCUGUACACAAGGAGGAUCACUGCUUUCACCCGCAAACGGUGGCCCCAAUUUGACCUCACACCACACUCCAGAUGGUGACAUGGAAGUGGAUUUUUCCAAGGAUUACGACCUUUCCACCCACCUGGCUCCUGCCACGACGAUGACGACCACCACCACCAUUACUACCCCGGCAGCAGGUGAGGCUUCCGGGGACCGUGGUGGUGGUGGGACAAUUUUGAAUAUUAAAGUGGAUAUCGCCAGGAAUUCCACCGUGGCAGCAGUGAUUUGUGGAUUGGUAGCCGUAACCGUUUUGAUGAUCAUAGUGACCUGCUUUUACUGCAAGUGUUGCCUUCUCUACAAAAAACGCCGGAGUCAGCUCCAACUACCCGGAGGUCUGUACCGGAUUCCGGCCUCUUCAACCAGUUGUGGUCUAAUGAACUCUUCAAAUUCGACUACAACGCCCACCAGCAAUUUUAAUCACAGUCACAAUUCCGCCUUUGUGGCUGCGAUUCCAAUCCCUGUUUUGGACCCGUGGAGUGGUACUGCCGCUUCUCAAAACGCGAUGCCACCAAUCCCUCCUGCACAACAGCAGCCCUUAUUAUUCCCAAGUGGUCAAGGACGCCAUCAUCCGCAGCAACCAACCCUUCUCCGAAACAAUGUGGCAAAUCAUAAUAAUCAAGCCCAGAUUUUAAACGGCGGAAGAAUGUCUCGGCCAACAAAUUUAUCAUUUCCUGCUCGAAAUUCUCCCGAUAAUUCGUCGAACUCGUCCAUCUCAACAAUUUCAAGUUUUACUCCGACUUCAAGACCGCAACACCAACCGCAGCAGCAACAACAGUCAUCAAACUCUAUCUCAAUUUCAAGAACAAACUCAAUCCCGUCACAAAACACGGCCGCGAUAGCACUCCGUCUUCAAAGACAAUUAUUACAGACUCAUUACCAGAAUCAACAACAGCAACAAAAUCCGAAUAACUUAUCAUUACGGAACACGAAUAGCAAUCAUCAGCAGCAACAGGGUUACAAUAAUUAUUCUCGAAAUGGUAACAUCGCCCGAGCCGCAACAAUGACUUUGGGAAGUAAUCAAGCCCACAUACCCACAAUUUACACUGUGGGCGGCGGCGGUGGAAGAUCCUCUUAUCCAUCCGCCUCGACAAUGUCGUCACUUUUAAAUUCUGUCAGUUUCAGCCCUACCUCCAAUUCUUCUUCGAAUCAUAACAGUUUACCACCGCCCUACUUCCUGGAACAGUACAGAAUCCGGAAUCGCGUCAGGGUUCCCCGAAAUCCCCCGCUGGUACCUCCACCUUCCUCGAACAACAAUCUGCUCCCAUCCUAUAACGAGAUUCAGCAACAACUUCUCCGAGAAACGAUAUGUCACACACUUCCGAGUGAAGGUAACAACAACAACGGUACUCGAUGCCGACCUAGGAACGACACCACACAUUUUUCCACAUCUCAACAAAUUCGUCGUCAACCGAAUAACAAUCAUUCACGACGACCCAAUCACCACCACCAUGACUUGCCUGCCAACAUCCCAUCUCCAGUAUCGUCACCAGUCACACAGGCUUCACCUUUGAACGACUUGUCAGCCGCUCCAUCCAGCACGAGAAGGGGGUCAGACCGGAGUUGUAAAGGGGCCCAAGGGACCCGAGAGAAUAAUAAUAGUAAUGCCGGAUCCUGUUCCUCCCCGUCAAGCGGCAUUACUAUUAGUAGGCAGAUCACUGAGGAGAAUAAUGUUCCAGCAGAAUUUCACUCCAGUGGCAAGAUUUUGAAUACAACUCCUAUUUUACAAAACUCGCCGUUGAGGUCCAGCAGCGAAGUCAUCAAGUCUUCGCCAAGCCUUCUUCCCGAGAGGAGAAGAACGGGAGGAGGAGAAAGUAUAUGCAAGAGGAGUCAGUCGCUUGAAAAUGUUAAUGUCACAUCCGCCAAGGACGACAUGGUCGAAAAAACAGAAUGUGGUGGUGAUAUCAAUAGUAUUAGAACGGGUGGUGCUGAUAUGUAAUAAUAAUAUGUAACUUUCUCAUGUGUGAAUCGAAAUCGGGCAGAAAUGAAUUGCUUGAUGUGAUGGAAAACGGAUACAAGUUUGAGAUAAUAUUUAUGCAACGGAAGUCACCGUUCUAUUCAAAUGUCAACAAAAGAGAGAUUUCUAUUUGUGAAGGCACGAUUGUAUUUUAUCAUUCGUUUAUAUAUUUUAGAAGAUAGAUUUGCUAGAUAAAUGUUGUGCUCAAGUGUCAAUUUGUCUCAGAUUAAUAUCUAUAUAACUUUCCAUGCAUAUUUGUUUGUAAAAUGUGACAGAAAUGCAAAAAUAAAAGUUUGUCUUUUAUAAGCCGGAUAAAUAUUA
Molecule: messenger RNA, 3078 nt
Organism: Folsomia candida
Lineage: Eukaryota; Metazoa; Arthropoda; Collembola; Entomobryomorpha; Isotomidae
Product: dual specificity protein kinase splA
Exons: 5
Coding region: 601-2739 (712 amino acids)
Source: RefSeq, a predicted model, not a curated record